This is a messenger RNA of Salvia splendens (bonfire salvia), 1938 nucleotides long. Its product is annotated as chaperone protein dnaJ 1, mitochondrial. Gene Ontology annotation, molecular function: ATP binding; heat shock protein binding. Lineage: Eukaryota; Viridiplantae; Streptophyta; Magnoliopsida; Lamiales; Lamiaceae. The coding region runs from base 52 to 1533 and encodes 493 amino acids. Gene Ontology annotation, biological process: response to heat; protein refolding. The transcript is spliced from 18 exons. Gene Ontology annotation, cellular component: cytoplasm. The record is from RefSeq and is a predicted model, not a curated record.
UUUAAACCCCUCCCCAAAUUCAUUUUCCCUAUAUUGCCGCAAAGCUUAAGCAUGCGUCGAUGGCUGGCGUCUUCGCACAAAUCACUCGCCGAUAAACUAUUGAAAACUUAUGCUAAAUCCUCCGAUGGAGUCUUAUGUGGGAAAAUUCCCAAUUUACAGCGGGCAUUGCUUCAUUCUCCAUGUCGAUGGAAUCAUUCACCAGCUGCUUAUCAGUUCGGUUAUAGGGAAUGUCUGGCCGGUUUUGCACAUAAUGAGAUGCUGUUGUCAAGGCGUUUUAUCCACGCCACAGGAGCUUGUCGGUCUGAGGCACGUGAUUACUAUGAGAUUCUUGGCAUGUCUGGAGAUGCCACGGUCGAUGAGAUUAAAAAGGCUUUUCGUGCUCUGGCGAAGAAGUAUCACCCUGAUGCCAAUAAGAAUAAUCCUUCUGCACAGAGAAAAUUUCAAGAGAUAAGAGAGGCAUAUGAGACUUUGAAAGAUCCUGAUAAGAAAACACAUUAUGACAGGUUGAGACGGAGUUCAAAAACAAAUGGGACAAGGAGUUCAGAUAAUUUUAACACCGGCUCGAGUCGCUUUAGACAUGCUCAUGGAGCUCAGUUCUCUGAUUCAUUUCACAAAAUUUUUUCUGAGAUUUUUGAAAAUGAAACUGAAAAUGUGGGUGGCGAUAUUCAGGUGGAACUUAUGCUUACAUUUUCUGAAGCUGCUCACGGAUGCACUAAGCAUUUGUCAUUUGAUGCAGAUGUGCCAUGUGAUUCUUGCGGUGGCCGAGGCCAUCCCUUGGAUGCUCAGACAAUUCUGUGUCCAACUUGCAGAGGCAUUGGAAGAGUGACAAUACCACCUUUUACCACAACUUGCAGUACUUGUAAAGGUGCUGGACGAAUAAUCAAGGAAUACUGCACAGCUUGCGGAGGAUCAGGUGCGUGUAAAGGAGUCAGGGAUGCCCGAGUAACUAUACCGGCAGGUGUGGAUUCUGGUGAUACAGUUCGUGUAGCAAGAGCUGGUAAUUCUGGUGCAUGGGGAAGCACUUCUGGCGACCUAAUUAUUAAAAUAAAGGUUGCAGAAGAUCCCAUAUUUUCCAGAAAUGGUGCUGAUCUUUAUGUUGACAAAUAUAUUAGCCUUACACAAGUCAGUUUGUUCUUAUCAGAUUCUCUUUUGUUUUUGCUUCGUCUUAAUAUAGGAAGGGUUCCGUUUUGCUUUUGUUUUUCUACCGCAGUCGAGUUGAAAUUUUCUUUUAAUGCCAUGCAGGCCAUUCUUGGUGGCAGUGUUGAUGUGCCUACCCUUUCUGGAAAAAAGCAAUUGACAAUUCCUCGGGGGGUUCAACAUGGGCAAUUGGUUAAGUUAAGAGGCCAAGGAUUGCCAAAGAGUGGUUUCAUGGUGACCCAUGGAGAUCAGUACAUACGCUUCUGCAUAAAACUUCCUCCCACCGUAACUGAGAGACAACGUGUAAUACUAGAAGAAUUUGAGAAGGAAUCUGAUGAAGAUAGCAGAUCAGCUUCCAGCAGUUGCAGGCUUUAUCAGCGGCUAUCUACUGGUUGAACUGUACAGGUGGCAGUAUUGGGUGAGACGUUCCGCUUGGCCUGAGUUUGUACUGGAGUUCUCCGUAUUGACGAUGAUAUUGCUAGUACUCGUCAAAGUCUUGAACUAGGGCCACUACACGCUCUGGACGCACAAGUGUACGUAUAGAGAUUGAGUGGCAAACCAGUGCAUAAUCUACACAAUCAUCUCUGUCUACAAAAAUUUUGUUUGACGAAUAGAAGAAAUGGUGAAAUUCUUCUUAGCUCUUGAACAGUUUGCUUCACUUGGUAGGUAAGAAUCAAGAGUAACCAACAACAUCAUUUUACCUUGUACAAUGAUAUUGGAUUCUUUCAUUCUUUCUUCAUACAAAUAUUGUACAACUCUCACAUUGAAAGAAUGAUAUACACAUGAAACUUCUUCUGGUUC